UGGGAACAAUUUUGCAUCCGUUUUCAAAUUUCAACGAUUUCAUCUCUCGACAUCUGCAAUAUGACCGAUACAGUAGUAUCCAAUCCAGCAGCUCCGGUUGUUUCGUCGCCGACUACGAAAAAAUCACCGUCCAAAAAGAAAGCGACCACUGCUGCCAAAAGUGCCGCUUCGAAGAAGCCCGCAGCCGCACAUCCACCGACAUCCGUUAUGGUUACAUCAGCAAUCAAGGAAUUGAAAGAGCGAAAGGGUUCGUCUCUGCCUGCUAUCAAAAAGUAUCUGGCCGCCAAUUAUCAAGUCGACCCAGCCAAGUUGGCACCUUUCAUAAGGAAGUUCUUGACCGCUGCCGUGACGAGCGGUGCAAUCCUCCAAACUAAGGGUCAUUAUAAGCUGGCUGUAGUCGAAGCUAAACCGAAAAAAGCCGUCGUGGCGAAGAAGCCAAUCGCAAAGAAAGUGAAACCAACUACCGCCGGUACGCCUAAAAAGAAGAAGCCAGCUUCGAAAAAAACUAAAACUGCCUCCGGUGAACCAGCCGCCAAAAAGGCGAAAAAAACUCCGACCAAGGCUCCUAAGGCCGUUAAACCUAAAAAGGUCCCGGCUAAAUCAACUGCUGCUAAAACCAAAACACCGAAGAAAACCACCGCAGUUAAGAAGGCCACCAUUCCAAAGAAGAAGUAGAGUUUAAUAAUAAUAGGUGGGUAUAUGACUACUCCUUAAAAAGGCCCUUUUCAGGGCCACCAAAUAAAAGCUUCUUACUCUUAUUACAAUUUAUUUAUGUUUAAUUUAUUUUACGUGUGCCAAAAUAAGAAAAUCUUGUUACGUUCACGAGAAAUUCUCAUUAUUAUUUAUAACGUUUUGCUGUAAAUUA
Messenger RNA from Cinara cedri, 865 nucleotides. The record is from the annotation of a GenBank genome assembly. NCBI's taxonomy places the organism in Eukaryota, Metazoa, Arthropoda, Insecta, Hemiptera, Aphididae.